UGAUAAAUUAUGUCGAUUUUUGUUGACAAAGGCAAUAGCAAUGGUAUUGUUACAUCAGUUGAUGACUUGGUAUUUUAAAUAAUUUUCAGCUAAUGCUGAAAUGAACUCAAAUUUUAUGUGUUGAUAAAUAUUCUUAGUAAAACAUUCGGCUAAGUGGAGAUAAUUCAUAGUAAAACUUUUUUUGUUCAUUAAAAAAUAAAAAUAUGAUUUUUUCCAAAGCAGCUCUAUCGGUUAUUUGUCUUCUAAUGCUUUUGUCUGUUUUUAUGGCUAAUUUAUUAAAUAUAAUUGCAAUAGAUCAUAAUUUCUACGUAAAAAAUAAUGAAGUAGGUGAAAAUUAUACGAAGUAUUUAGUCGAAAAAUACGGACAAAUAUCUGAUUCCACAAAUAAUAUUGUGUGGUUUUUGCAGAUAUCCGAUAUACACAUCAGUAUAUUCCGUGACCCGGGAAGGAUAUCUCAAUUCCAACAGUUUUGCGACACAACUGUAAAAAGUAUAAAACCAUAUGUCGUGUUAGCUACAGGAGAUUUGACUGAUGCAAAAACUAAGGAUAACUUAGGUAGCUCUCAAGUAAAAAAGGAAUGGAUUUAUUAUUAUAAUAUUAUAAAAGAAUCGGGAAUUACUGAAUAUACAACCUGGCUGGAUAUAAGAGGAAAUCAUGAUAACUUCAACGUCAGAAAUAUUAAUGCUCAGGAGAAUUAUUUCAGAAACUACUCUAUACAAGGGAGUAGCCAUUCUAAGUCAUAUAUUCAUAUUGUAGAGCAUAAUGGAGUUAGUAUGGCAUUUUUAGGAGUUGACGCGUGUCCUGAUCCAGGAUUAAGAAGGCCCUUUAAUUUUAUCGGUAUCUUAGAUAUUCAAGAACAACAACAUUUACAGAAACUAAAAAACGAAGCAGAAAGCAAAGUUGAUCAUAUUAUUUGGUUUGGUCACUACCCUACGUCAUGCAUAUUAUCCUUAGAAAUGGAUUCUCAAAGACUUAAUGUUAGAGAACUUAUUGGUAGUGCAAAAGGCUCACAGGUCUAUGUUUGCGGCCACUUGCAUUCCAUGGGAGGUUUAGUUAAACAAAUGUACACAAAACACAAGAAAGGGUAUUUAGAACUUGAAUUAGGCGAUUGGAAAGACAAUAGAAUGUUUCGAUUGGCAGCAAUUGACCAUGGAAUAUUUUCAUUUAUAGACCAAAAGCAUAAUACUUGGCCUAUUAUUUUAGUGACAAAUCCAAAGCAUGCUCAAUUUAUUCUACCGGGCCGUGAACCACUUCAGCUAAUACAGGAUUCUACCCACAUUAGAAUAUUAGCAUUUAGCGAUGUGAAAAUUGAAAGUGUUAAAAUAUCAUUUGAUAAAAUUAGUUGGAUGAAAUGUAAAGAAAAAGAUGGGCCUUUGUAUGUUUGUCACUGGUUGCCACAUUUAUUUAAAACUGGAUUGCAUAAUAUUUAUGUAGUGGCAACAGAUGAAGUAGGCAAAGAAACAACUUUAGAACAUCCAUUUUCUUUGGAUGGUACUGUAAUAUCGUUCGGAAUAAAAUCAAGAAUCAUGCUGAUGUUGGAUGCUGCUGUAGUGUUUCAGACUAUAUUUGGAACACUACUCCUAGUUAAUGUCCUACCUUUAGUUGUGUUAAGACUUCAAAAGCGUCCGCCAAAAUAUUUAAGAAGAUAUGGCUGGCGAAUUUGGAAAAGCAUUUGGUUAUUAAGUAAAAUCGACAGAAUAUUUUACCCUAUAGUAUUAUAUGCAAUUUAUGUGCCAUUCGGACCUUGGGUAAUUGGGGAACUUAUCGAUGGAUAUAUAGGCACUAUUUUUGCAUGGGGAAUAUUAAUAAAAGGAACAUACUUACCUGAACCGUUUACUUACUCAUAUGGGAGUGUGCAGUUAAUGUUUGUGCAGAUACCACUUAUCCUAGUAUUAGCUAACUGUCUUGACAAUAGACUGUUCGGGCAACAUUUAAGAGGAUAUAAACGCCUUAUUAAAAAUUUGCCCUUCAUAUUUUUGAUAUCAAUACAGUUAUUAUUAGCCUACUUUUUCUGGCUGGAAUAUGGCACAAUAUCUUUCUUAUUUGGUCCAUUAAGAACUUGGAGCAUUGUUUUAAGCAUCUUGUUAUGGUAUAAAACCUUAACAUUAUCUCCUGAAUACUGCAGGUAUUUGAUCAAGUUAAAUGACUUACCAUCAUAAGCUUGCCUGCUUUUAAGAUAUUUGACAUUCAUAGAGAAGUGAAUAAACUUUUAUGUUGCACAUAUAAUUGUUAAAAUAAUAAUUAUAUCGAUAAUUUAUAACUUACAAAGUUACUAAAGAUUCUAGUCCCAAAUUAGUACUUUGUAGUAUGAUCAAAUUAUAAAAAGAAAUGAUAAUACUUAGAACCUAUGUACAUUGUGCUUAAGUUUAACACUUGAACAAAACUAAAUAAUUGAUAUAAAAUAUAAUUUUGAACAAUGUAUGAAUGUUUAAUAUGUCAGCAGAGGAGAAGAAUUUAUCAUAAUGUAGUUUAACUUUGUACAAAAUAGCCAGUUUUAAAGUAUUUAAAAGAUGUAUUACAGAUAUGUAAACAUGAUGUAUUUAUUGCACCAAAGAUAUUAAAUAUGUACGUAAUUGAUUUAAUCAUUCCAGACUAUUGGCUUUUGCUGUAUUAAAAAUGCUAAAUAAAAUGAAGUAUUAAUCAAUUUUGUGAUAAUAUUAUAUGACUAUUUUUUUAGGUAGGUAUUCCACUCAGCGAAAAAGUGAACGUUCUGAAAGAGUGUUGAUUAGGUAUAUAUACGUCAAUUUCUCAAUAGAUUGUAAACCUUAGGAGCUUAUCUCAAAGCUUUCUAGGCUAGCAGAGCCUAUUUAAUGGAUUGGGUAAUAAAAUACACAAUUUAUUUUUAGGGAUUGGUUCACUCUUUCGCUGAGCACCUCACAUAUUAAAUUUGAUUAGUUUUAUAAUAGUUACUCUGGGCAAUGUUGUUAGCUAUUUUGACAAUAAUCAUAAAUAAUUAAUUGUUGCUUAAUCACCAUUUAUCAUUUUAAAAGUUAAUUUUCGAACCGCAUUAUUAUUAUUAAUUAGAAUUUCUAAUUUCAUGGUUUUCACUAGUGUCAAGAUAGCACGGUUGAAUUUUAUUUCAGGAUAUCUACACUAAAAAUUAGCAUAAAAAUGAGCCUAUGACUUUUUCGAAUUAGUACCUAAUUGUAUGUGUAAUUUGUAUAUGUGUCUAAUAAUUAAAUGAUCAAAUUCGCGAUUUUUAAAAA
Molecule: messenger RNA, 3206 nt
Organism: Melitaea cinxia (Glanville fritillary)
Lineage: Eukaryota; Metazoa; Arthropoda; Insecta; Lepidoptera; Nymphalidae
Product: transmembrane protein 62-like
Exons: 5
Coding region: 204-2159 (651 amino acids)
Molecular function (GO): hydrolase activity
Source: RefSeq, a predicted model, not a curated record